UUAGUAGUAAAUAUUUUUACAACUGUGUCUAAAAAGCAGAACAUUGACUACGAAUCUCUCGUGUUUUCUUCAUACAUUUCCUGGUGUUAUACUCCGAACAACAUAUUUUUCUUAAAUGAAAAUUUUGGAAAAAAGUUGAAUGUAAAUCAAUGAUAUUGCUUUCAGUUUUCAAUUAAUUAAUAUAUAAAAGAUGGCAUCAAUGCAGUUUGUUUUGCAACCAUUACCAGGAACGGAUGAGCAAUUCAUUGACAGACUACGGGAAGUUUCUGAUAAAGUAAAUAAGUUUGGGUUUGGAACACAUCGUAUAUUUGAACAACUUAAAAUCCCAGUAAAGGAAGUUGUUAUUGGACCAAAUCAUAUUGGCGUCCUCUUGGAAGAUGGCAAAGCAUUUCGAGUUGCAUUUUCUAUUAAUACCGAACGUCUAGAUCUUAGUAAAAAUGAUUCUUCUAAAAGUGGCAGCAACACUACAAAUACGUCAAAUAAUUCUAAAGCAUCGGCUCCAUCAUCGUCUCGUCAGUUAGCUCGUUCACGAGCACGUCUAAUGCGAACAACAGGUAGGUCUAGUUCUGGUGGUCAGGGAUCGGGCUCUAGAAGUACUGGUGUUAUAAUUGGAGGCAGUUCUUCAAGUCGACCGCUUGUAACAGUUCCAGCCACUUAUGUUCCUGAAGAACUGAUUUCGCAGGCAGAAGUUGUACUUCAAGGAAAAAGCAGAAACUUGAUUAUAAGAGAACUACAACGUACAAAUUUAGAUGUGAAUUUGGCGGUUAAUAAUUUGCUGUCCCGUGAUGACGAAGAUGCCGAGGACACCGAAGAAGGGGGCGAUAAUUAUGUGCCAGAAGAUUUAAUAUCUCUAUUAGAUAAUGGCUUUCAUGGAGACAACAAUAGUGUAAUAAUUGAUCCAUCUGAUGGACUCUUCACAGAAGAAAUAUUUAGUAACUAUUCAAGCAUAAGAAAUUUAUUAUUUGAUCGCAUACGUAGCGAACGUAACCAAUCAAAUACGGGGUCUUCCGAUAAUAAUCAAUCAAGAGCAUCUGGAUCAGGAAGUAGUGUUUUAACUGGAGCUAGCAGUUUGUCUGCACAAAUUUCAUCAGUUAGUGCUGAAAGAGAAGCUUUUAGUCGUUGGCGAGAUCGGCAAUGUUAUGUUCCUCGUCGCUGGCUUAAUAAAGAUGACUACGUAUGGGAUAAGGAAGGAGAUGCAAAAAAGAAGGAUCCCACAUCCAUGAGCUCUCCAAUUUGGAUUUCGGAAGAGUUACAACCAUGGCCGGAUAAAAAUAAUACAUUAAAAUUCAAAAAGAUUGCAGCAAUUUAUUCGGAAUUCAUUGGUGUUUCCGAUAUUGGAGAACUUCAUCAAUGGCGCUGGACAGAUACAGAACCGUAUAAAUCAGAGGUUGAAAAUAUUUUCCAUCCCAAAACUAUAACCCUAAAUUUAACGGAGAAAAUUGAAUUUAUCUCUGCAAACUUUAUUCGUUGCUCGGUGGUUACUGAAAACAAUCGUGUUGCAACAUGGAUGGAUGAACAAUUAGGUUAUAUAGGAGCCAAGUUGGAACACGUUGCUACAUCGUUCAGUGAAUUUGUUAUGGAUCCAAUUGUUUCAGUGAACGUAUGUUCCUUAUAUACGGCAGUACGUACUGAAAAUAACAAUGUAUAUUGGUGGGGCGUUCUUCCGUUUGACCAACGUAGAUAUUUGUGGGAUAAAUAUCGCAAUAAAGCAAAAAAACCAUUUAAGGCUGUGGCUUCGGAUAUCGGCGUGGGCACUCAGGUUAUUAUGAAAAAGUGUCCAAAGUACCAGACUGGUUCCAUCGGGUUCACCUGUGCGAAUGGAGUGCCUAAGGUUGGCCAGCUGCUUAAUUCCGUUUGGGAUUCUAAUGACGUUUGUCGGUUUAAAAUUAUCAAUGUUACAUCAGUUCCAAGCAAUGAUAAAUCGCAACUACCAGGCAACAGUGCUGCACCCAGUACCGCCACCCUUACUCUAGACAAAGAAAUUACUAAACCAGUGACGGGACAAAGUUCGAGUUCCUCAAAAAGCAGUUCAUCUAAUAAAGAGACUACGGAUAGAAUCGAUAUGCCACCACCGCCUUCCCCAGCAUCUAGUACAUGCAGUGAUACGGGAAGCGUUACAUCUCACAAACGUACAAAACGAAUGGCUACCAAAGAUGAUAACGUCGACGCCAAAAAAGAUGAAGAAUUAUGGCAAUUGAAAGAUGUCGUAUUCGUUGAAGAUAAAAUUGGUCCUAUCGGUAAAGUUCUUAAAGUGGAUGGUGAUUUUGUUGCCGUUAGGUUUCCUGUGACAUCGGCACCGUCGCCACUGUCUUCUGCAACACCACCAUCCACUACAACAGGAGGAACAGUACCAACAGAGGGUAAGGAAGACGAUUGGCAGCAAUGUCGCCUACUUCGUCGUGAAGAUGUUCAAGUCUACAAGACUGCAAUGACUUCAAGGGGACCUGAUUGGCUCCAAAAACAACCGAAAAAGAUAAAUAUUAGCCACGGAAGUGAUCCAUCUGCAUUCCAGUUACUUUCACUCGCCGUAGACUUGAGGGGCAUACACGUUGUAAAGAAACUUGGCCCCAAACUACACUACAGUCUUUACAAUCUAUACAACAGUAAGCAAGAACAAAAUUGUCAAUUUCCAACAGACAGUAGUUCCUUCAUUGGCUCGUCUCCCAGCAACAUUUCGAUGAUUUGUAACAACGAUUGCAGUGGUAAUACUAGUACAAUUAUUCUUCGCGAUGGCAACCGUGCUCUAUACCCAAUGGCCAAAGAUUGUGUUGGUUCAAUAAAAGAUCCUCAGUGGUUUGAUCUUUCUCCAGUAAAAGCGGUAGCCAUGACUACAAUUUCAUUGGCCUCAUCGUUGAAUAGUAGCAACCAAAAAUCAAAGGUGUGCAUGACAGCCCUGUUAUUUGAGCCGCAAAAGGUGAUGCCGCAUAUUUUGCGGUGUGACGUUAAAAAUGCAUUUGCCACUUUGAACCGUUUAGAAAAGGAAGAUCGAAAUGAUGUCUUGUCAGUUUUAGAAGAACGUUGUGAUGGAGCACGAAAUAUUUUCCACGCCUGCACAAUAAUGUGUUCCCCCACUACAAACAAAGAUACAGAUGAAAAGAAAACAACUAAUUUUACAGGCAUUUCGUCGCGUUCAUCUCCAGCUGCAACAUCUGUAUUUUCCUCAAAUGUUUCCGCUGUUAUUGAAAAUGCUUCGGCUGGUUCGUCAGGCUCUAACGUCGCAGCCUCAACAUCUGGUUUUCCCAGCGUUUCGUCGGCCAUAACGAACUCUUCGAGCUCAUCAUCCACGCGUGAAGGCCGUACAGUAAGCCUACGAGAGAUGAUGAAUCGACUAAUUAACACAGACUUGGAACAAUCGACUUCAAGUGGUGGGAAUUUAGCACCCGGUGGAUCAAAUGUCGAAGAAAGCAAUGUUUACAUGGCCCCUUGGACAAUAGAGUCAAAUACAAAUUCUUCAAGUGCAAGCAUAAACGAUGUCGUAAUGGGAAACAGUGCUGAAGAAGACAUUUCGAAAAUUAUUGCCGGCUGCUCGAAUUCAAAUACAUUGAAACUUUCUUCACCAAACUACGUAUUCGAUCCCAUACAGCGAAGAGAAAACGCUACCCUGAUACUUCAGCAUAUGUGUUCAAGCCCCGCCUUGCGCCCAUAUCUCUACCAAUUACUCAGUAGUAAAGAUGCCCAGGGACAAACCCCAUUUAUGCUGGCUGUUUACAGUCGCGCAUAUGAGGCGGGUCUUAUAAUUCUAAAUACCAUACUGACACUUUCGGAGAAAGACACGGCAAUGAAAGACGCAAUGAUUUUUCCACCAGGUUCUCCACCCGAUCAGUCACCAUUACACGUAAUCUGUUACAAUGACACUUGCUCUUUUACUUGGACUGGCGCUGAUCACAUUAAUCAGAACAUAUUUGAAUGCAAAACAUGUGGUCUUACUGAUUCACUGUGCUGUUGCACAGAGUGUGCCAGGGUCUGUCAUAAAGGGCACGAUUGUAAAUUGAAACGCACAUCACCAACUGCAUACUGUGAUUGCUGGGAGAAGUGUAAGUGUAAAGCUUUAAUAGCGGGCAAUCAAAACAAACGAUUCGCACUUCUCUGCAAGUUGGCUUCCUGUACAGAUCUCGUUACAAAGUUCAACGCUAAGGGCGAAUCAAUACUGCUUUUCCUAAUACAGACAGUUGGACGUCAAGCUGUUGAGCAGCGUCAAUAUAGAGCAAAUGCAAGAGUACGCAAUGUUGGUGGCAAUGCUGGAAGCUCUAGCAACGGCAGCACAUCAGCGCGUAAGUCGUCGACAUCGAUUGAUUUGGAUGUCAAUAUGCCGGAUCACGAUUUAGAGCCACCCAAAUUUGCGAGACGAGCUCUAGAACGAUUGCUAAUCGAUUGGCAUGCUGUACGUGCAAUGAUAAUGACCGGAGCAGAAAAGUGCGAAAAUACGCCACAACAACCACCAAAUUCAAUUGAUGGUGCUAGUGCUGAAAACUAUAACAUUUACAUGCAAAAUCAAAACGGAUCCACACUGCUAGAUAAAUUCACGCACAAUCUAUUCGUCAAGUGCUCCGCCGAUCAUCUGGAUACUCUACUCAUGACUUUGGUACGAGAAAUGCAAAACGAUUCGGUAUCCGAUCGCAUGGAAGAUGCUGAAAUCGUUGCACGUCGCUUUGUGCGUUCAGUAGCGCGCGUAUACGUUAUUUUCAACAUGGAAAAGUUUCCAAAUCCCGAACGUCGCAAAUCAUUGUCAAUGCCUCACAAGCACAUCCAAAGUUGUGUAAAAGUAUUUCAGACAUUGCACAAACUUGCCAUACAAGAACUAUGCGAAGUAUCAGAGGCCCUUAUUGCACCCGUGCGGUUGGGUAUUGUUCGUCCAACUGCACCAUUUAUAUCAUCAUCUAACAUGGAUAAUUCGGAUGACUUGUUUAGUGUAGAACCAUUAGCACCAUCAUCGGCCGUCGAAUCAGUAAUCGAAACUUCUGCAGUCCAUGAAGCAAAUAGUGAACAAGCAACAGGAUUUAACUUCCAACCGAAUUACGGCAUUGAUGGGAUUGGUAUUAUCGCUCUGCGCGAUGCAUCCGAAAGUGAAGAAACUCCAAAUAGAGAGGGUGGUGCUCACAAUCAAGACGAGGAUAUAUUAGAAGCCAGUCGAAAUGAAGAAGGCAUUCAGGAUGACGAAAGCGAUAAUGAAUAUACGUUUAAUGAACCAGAAACCGAGUCUGAUUCAGAUGAUAAUCAAAGCAAUCAAGAUGCACAGCGAAGUGUACAAACCGGUGCUACAGUUGGAUCAGAAACAGAUAUUGGCGUUCUAUUUCUUGAAGACGAAUCGGGAGACUCGUCGCCUCAAGAAGAGGAGGGUUCCGAGGACGGUGAAACAGACGAUCAUGACGAUGAUGAAUUUACCUACGCCGAUCAUCAGUUGGAGCGUCGUAGCGCUAACUCUAAUAAUCGUAGUGACUUAGCCCCACAAUCAAUGCAGUGGGCAAUACGUAGUCGUGAUACAGCGCGGUCUUCUGUAAGAAUGCCAGCUGGCUCCAGUUUAGUGUUCAUAGAUCCAAUGGCAUUGCGCCGUUCCACAGUACCAGCAAGUACAGCUGUAGCUGCACCUCCUCAAGAGCAGCACACAAUGGCCACAACAUCGAGCAACUUAGCUCGUGCUUUUGGAAUAAUCGUUCGCCAAAUUUCCGAACUCUUAAGUAGUUUGGCAUACAAUAUUAUGAAUGAUAUUGAAACCUCUUUGAAGAUACAACCUGAAGAAGCCACUCAGUUGCAGGAAUUUGUUGAAAAAUGUUUAAAACCUACAUGGGAUUGGAUGUUCUCCGUAAUGGAUAGUACUGAAGCUCAACUUAAGUUUGGAGCAUAUUUAACUAAUUACACUGAUCCUUCACAUCCUCUGCAUCCAUUAAAUUUGACCGCACAAAACAACACAAAUCAACAAAACAAUACCGGAGGCAGCAGUGCAACUUCUGUAGGAAUUAAUAUUAUGGCCUCGACCUCUCGACGAGACUUUUUCACAUAUUGUUUGUCUCUCAUGAGAGCACAUACAUCUGAACAUCGUGAUGCUCUUCCGGUUUUGGAUAUAACAGCGUUGCGUCAUAUUGCUUACGUUUUGGAUGGAUUCAUUUAUUACAUGCGCAAUGAUACAAACUUCUAUGAGAAAAACGAGGGAAUCCAAAGUAGCUCCCUAAAUGUAAAUGAAAAUGACGAUACUGACGAUGAACUGUCUAAUAUAACAAGUGACGAUCCUUAUGGAGAAAUUGUUGGAGCUGGUUCAUCUCUUAAUGUAGCAGGAUCAUCAGGAACAUCUAGGCGUCAUAUAUUUUUUGCGAGAUCUGAUUCAACUUUAAGUCUUGGUUGUUUAGCUCCUGAUGGAUUCGAUUUGCCGCUUGAUGUCGCCAUUCCUUUAGCUGACAAACCACAUCUUUUGCAACCAAAUUCGAAACGACAGGACUUGUUUGCCAAUCUACCUUUGAUUGUAUCGCCUACAGAAAAUAUGGGCCAUUGUAGUGGUGAAUCAUCGUCAAAUACUCUCGACUAUCCUCCAACCAAACUAGGAUUUUCCUCGUACACUUCUCGCAGAGCAACCCAGAGUUCUCUUAAUACGUCUAUGGAAAUCAUUAAUACUAUGGAGGACGAUGAGGUCGAAGAUGAUAACGACGAUGUGAACAGUGGAAACCAAUUACCCAAAGCAGUAUGCUCGGCGAGUUUUCGGGUCAUUUCUGACUCAUCGUCUGGUACGGGUUCUCUUGAGUCCAGUAGUGGUGUUGGAGGAAAUGUUUAUCUGCAGCUGAAAAAGAAGCAAUAUGCAGAUGAUCCAAAAUCGCUGUCAGAGAAUCAAGAGAAAUUGGAUGAUCAAGACAAUAUGGAUGUCGAUAGUGGUAGUGUCAAUGACAUUAUAGAAAAAACACAGACCGAAAUUACAAACGCGACCCAUGCAACUGGUGUUAUUGCCACAAGGCCUGACGUUAUUAUAGUUCCCCAAAAAACUCAGCGGGGUAAUGAAUCUGAUUUAAUGUUGCAGUCAAGUAGCACUGGAUUUUCAUCAUCAUCAAUGGUACGAAGUGUUAUAGUACGGGCUGGUGGCGGAAGUGGUUCUUCGUUGAAAAUUCAAGACGAAGCAUCUACUUCUCAAAAAUCUAAAAUGCCAUACUUCUCGAUAGACGAUUCAGCUAAGAACAUGAUGAUGGGUCGAUCGGCAAGAAUAACUUCUUUCAUGUUUCCCGCUCGUGGUCAACACUUCUGUCAAAAAUUCGAUUCAAAUGAUACAUCUCCCUCAUGGAAUUUUUUGCUUGGUCGUUGGAAACUUACUCUGGAUCUCUUUGGCAGAGUCUUUAUGGAUGAUGUUGGCAUGGAGCAUGGAUCUGUUUUGCCCGAGUUGCGAGGUUUUCCUGUUAAAGAAAUGCGAUUCAGACGACAUAUGGAAAAACUACGUAAUGGGCAGCAACGUGAUUUAAUAUUCUGUAAAUUAGAACGCAAUCGUGAUAGUCUAAUAAUUCAGACAUUCAAGGAACUAAAUACUCAGUUUGGCAGUCAAAAUAGAAGGGUCCAUCCUCCUCUAACAUUUAAUCGCGUCAAAGUAACAUUCAAGGACGAGCCUGGCGAAGGCUCUGGGGUUGCUCGUAGUUUUUACACUUCAAUAUCGGAGGCUCUCCUAGCUAGUUCCAAAAUGCCAAAUUUAGAAUCUGUACAUGUAGGAAACAUUAUUGGUAAGAAUGGAGUUCCAUUUUCGAGUAUUUUACGCAAUCGUGGCGCUUCAAGUCGAGAUGGACCAACAUUGCAAAGGCGAGGAACUGGUAGCAAGAUUCUGUGGCGUACUGCUCGCGAAAGGAAAGCAUUAAAUUAUGAAGCUAGACCCUAUAUCCCAGUAUCGAAUAAUUCAGACAUUUCUGGUGAUAAUCCUAACGAACACUUGUCAAUGCAUUUACAGCAAUUGGGAGAACGUCUAUAUCCCAAGAUAUAUUCCUUAAAUACUGCAAAUGCUUCCAAAAUAACAGGUAUGCUAUUAGAAAUUCCAACGCCACAACUACUUUCCAUUUUGUCAUCGGAAGAGAUGCUGCGACAAAAAGUCAACGAAGCUCUGGACAUCAUAGCAUUUAAACAAAAGUCAGAAACCAGCAACACGUCAUCUUCAGCGGGGCAAUCGAAAAAAAUGAAUCCGGUAGUGUUACUAGAGCCAUGUCACGUAGAAGACAACGACCCUCUCUUCUAUAUGCCGGGUAAAAGAGGUUUUUACACUCCCCGUCAAGGUUAUGGCUCAUUUGAACGCAUCAAUGCAUUCAGAAAUAUCGGAAGACUUAUAGGACUUUGUCUAUUACAAAAUGAAUUGCUACCAUUGUUCUUGCAACGUCACGUAUUAAAAUAUAUUCUAGGCCGGAAAAUUAAAUUUCAUGAUUUGGCAUUUUUCGAUCCCAUUAUAUACGAGUCUUUCAGACAACUCAUACAAAAUUCUCAGACCGAAGAUGGUGAAGAGGCUAUCAUAAGAAUGGAACUAUUUUUUGUGAUCGAUCUAAUGAAGGAAGAGGGUGGUGGAAGUGUGGAGUUAAUACCAGGAGGUAGGGAAGUUCAAGUCACAUCUCAAAAUCUUUUCGACUAUAUCAGACGUUAUACGGAAUAUAGAUUAAUAAAAGCCCAAGAAAAAGCAUUGGAGGCCAUCCGAGAUGGUGUUUUCGAUGUUUUGCCCGACAAUUGUAUGCAGAGUUUGACCGCCGAAGAUUUGCGUUUGCUUUUGAAUGGCGUUGGAGACAUAUGUGUUACGACAUUGAUAUCAUAUACAACAUUUAAUGAUGAAUCAAGUGAGGGAUCAGAUAAACUUUUAAAAUUUAAACGCUGGUUUUGGAGUAUUGUCGAGAAAAUGAAUACAUUGGAACGUCAAGAUUUGGUAUACUUUUGGACGGGAUCUCCUGCUUUGCCAGCGUCCGAAGAAGGUUUUCAGCCGUUACCAUCUGUUACCAUACGACCGGCAGAUGAUACACAUUUGCCAACAGCAAACACUUGUAUAUCCAGACUUUAUAUACCCCUUUAUUCAAGCAAAUCAAUAUUGCGUAGCAAGUUGCUAUUGGCUAUAAAGUCCAAAAAUUUUGGUUUUGUAUAAAUGAACAAAUAAGAAAAAAAUAACUUUUAUUUGGCUCCAUUAUCUAUUAAAACUCUUAUCUGAUUAUAAAAGAAUGGAUUCUAAGAUUAUCAAACAUUAUUAUGUAUUUUAAUUUUAUUAAAUCUGCCCAAAAAAUUAAAUCAACAAUGAAUAAUUUUACUCUAAAAGUAACGAGGUGGCAAUGUUGUUUGUAGCAGAAAUUGUUAUUAGAAAUUAUUUACAACAGCCACAAAAUCAUUCUCCAUUCCUACAUAUAAUUUAUCAUAAAAUUAAGAAAUCGGACUUUUGUUGUUUUAUCUUUGGUAAAAUUAUUAUAUAAAUAUGUUUUUAUUAUUAUUUUUAAUUUGAAUAACUACCCUUUUGAAUUUGUGAGAACAUUUGCUAUAAAUUAUGUUGCUGCAUAUUUAAAACAUUUGUUUUUCUCUUUUUUUUAGUUAUAAUAGAAUAAAUUCUUAUUUAAGGGUAUUUUCCCAUUCUUAUGAAUAUUUUUAUAAACUUAAACACAAAUACGGGAAAACUUCAUUAUUACAUACAUACAAACUAUCCACACAUACACAAAUAUAAAUAUUAUAUACCUAUACAUAAAUAAUAUGAAUAAUAACUACGUACAUACAUAUAUUACUAUAUCUAUCAACUGAAUGAAUCAUAACUCUUUAGCAUUAACGAAAAAUGCAUUAAUUACAUCUUAAACAUUAUAAAUACAUAUAAUAAUGAAAGCAAAAACCAUAUACUAUUGUAUUAAAAGAAAAAUAAAAUGAAUUAAUAAAUUACAUCUGCUUUGAAAUACACUUAAA
This is a messenger RNA of Calliphora vicina (urban bluebottle blowfly), 9864 nucleotides long. RefSeq names its product E3 ubiquitin-protein ligase hyd (gene hyd). Gene Ontology annotation, molecular function: ubiquitin binding; RNA binding; ubiquitin-ubiquitin ligase activity. The record is from RefSeq and is a predicted model, not a curated record. Gene Ontology annotation, cellular component: cytoplasm; nucleus. NCBI's taxonomy places the organism in Eukaryota, Metazoa, Arthropoda, Insecta, Diptera, Calliphoridae. The coding region runs from base 191 to 9070 and encodes 2959 amino acids. The transcript is spliced from 18 exons. Gene Ontology annotation, biological process: positive regulation of canonical Wnt signaling pathway; protein polyubiquitination.